AGUACUUGAAAGGGACAAGUCCCUUUGGUUCGGCCUUGGCCUGUGACCCAGUUCUCAGGAGAACUUGCGGCGUGACCUUGGGCUAAUGGUCUCUCCGCUGUGCCUCAGUGACCGGAUCUGCAAACCUCGGGAGAUCGAGUCAUCCUUAGGACCCUCCCAACCCUGACAUCCUCUGACUCGCCUCUUGGAGAACGCCGGCUGCCAGAUUCAGCAGCAGAAGCGGACAGCUAGCUGGGCCUUAACAAAGAGCGGGGUCUCGGGCAGGUUCCCGCCCCCGGCAGGUUUUGGAAAAUCCUUGCGGCCGAGGGGCGGGGUUUCGCGCCGCAGCCAAUCACCAAGGGUCCGGGCCACCGGGGCGGGGCCUCCGCGAGUUGCCGCGGCGGGCAGGCUGGGUCCGAGCAUCAAGCUGCCCUGGAGCCCCAGGCCUGGACAUGGCGACCGUCCGGCCCUCCCCGCGAGGCGCGCUGCUGCUUCUCCUGACGGUGGCUGGGGUCGCGGAGGUGGCAGGGGGCCUGGCCCCGGGCAGUGCGGGUGCACUGUGUUGUAAUCACUCAAAGGAUAACCAGAUGUGCCGUGAUGUUUGUGAACAGAUAUUUUCCUCAAAAAGUGAAUCGCGACUAAAACAUCUGUUGCAGCGAGCCCCAGAUUAUUGCCCUGAGACAAUGGUUGACAUUUGGAGUUGUAUGAAUUCAUCUUUGCCAGGUGUGUUUAAGAAGUCUGAUGGCUGGGUUGGCUUAGGCUGCUGUGAACUGGCUAUUACCUUGGAAUGUCGACAGGCAUGCAAGCAGGCAUCGUCAAAAAAUGAUAUUUCCAGAGUUUGCAGAAAAGAAUAUGAGAAUGCUCUUUUCAGUUGCAUUAGCAGAAAUGAAAUGGGAUCAGUUUGUUGCAGUUAUGCAGGCCAUCACACAAACUGCCGAGAAUACUGUCAAGCCAUUUUCCGAACAGAUUCUUCUCCUGGUCCUUCUCAGAUCAAAGCAGUGGAAAAUUAUUGUGCCUCUAUUAGUCCACGAUUAAUACACUGUGUGAACAAUUACACCCAGUCUUAUCCAAUGAGGAACCCAACAGAUAGUUUGUAUUGCUGUGACAGAGCUGAAGAUCAUGCUUGCCAAAGUGCCUGCAAGAGAAUUCUGAUGUCUAAGAAAACAGAAAUGGAGAUUGUCGAUGGCCUCAUCGAGGGUUGUAAGACCCAGCCUUUGCCUCAGGAUCCACUUUGGCAGUGUUUUCUUGAAAGCUCACAGUCUGUUCACCCUGGAGUCACUCUGCAUCCUCCUCCCUCUACAGGCCUUGAUGGUGCUAAACUGCAUUGUUGUUCUAAAGCAAACACUUCAACAUGUAGAGAACUGUGUACUAAACUUUAUAGCAUGAGCUGGGGCAAUACACAGAGUUGGCAAGAGUUUGAUCGCUUUUGUGAAUAUAAUCCAGUGGAAGUGUCCAUGUUGACCUGUUUAGCAGAUGUCCGGGAACCUUGCCAGUUGGGCUGUAGAAACCUUACUUACUGCACUAAUUUUAACAACAGGCCAACAGAACUUUUCAGGAGUUGCAAUGCUCAGUCAGAUCAAGGAGCCAUGAAUGACAUGAAGCUGUGGGAAAAAGGAAGCAUAAAGAUGCCAUUUAUCAACAUACCUGUUCUUGACAUUAAAAAGUGCCAACCAGAAAUGUGGAAAGCAAUAGCUUGUUCGCUGCAGAUUAAGCCUUGUCAUAGUAAAUCACGGGGCAGUAUUAUUUGCAAAUCGGAUUGUGUAGAGAUUCUCAAGAAAUGUGGGGACCAGAACAAAUUCCCUGAAGACCACACAGCUGAAAGUAUUUGUGAGCUUCUGUCACCCACAGAUGACCUGGAGAAUUGCAUACCUUUGGAUACAUACCUCAGGCCAAGUUCUUUAGGUAACAUUGUAGAAGAGGUGACUCAUCCUUGUAACCCAAACCCUUGCCCUGCUAAUGAGCUCUGUGAGGUAAACCGGAAAGGGUGUCCAUCUGGUGAUCCCUGCCUUCCAUACUCUUGUGUUCAGGGCUGCAAAUUGGGAGAAGCAUCUGAUUUUAUUGUCCGUCAAGGGACACUGAUCCAGGUGCCAUCAUCUGCAGGGGAAGUUGGUUGUUAUAAAAUUUGCUCAUGUGGGCAAAGUGGACUCUUAGAAAACUGUAUAGAGAUGCACUGUAUAGACCUUCAGAAGUCUUGUAUUGUUGGAGGAAAAAGAAAAAGUCAUGGAACUUCCUUUAAUGUCGACUGCAAUAUCUGUUCUUGUUUUGCUGGCAAUUUGGUGUGUUCUACCCGCCUGUGUCUCAGUGAGCACAGCUCAGAAGAUGACCAUCGUACCUUCACAGGUCUGCCCUGCAACUGUGCAGAUCAGUUUGUCCCCGUUUGUGGGCAGAAUGGACGCACUUACCCCAGCGCCUGCAUUGCUCGCUGUGUGGGCCUCCAGGACCAUCAGUUUGAGUUUGGAUCAUGCAUCUCAAAGGAUCCAUGUACUCCUAAUCCCUGCCCAAAAAACCAAAGAUGCGUACCCAAACCACAAGUCUGCCUGACGACAUUUGAUAAAUUUGGAUGUAGCCAAUAUGAGUGUUUGCCAAGACAGCUCACCUGUGACCAGGUCCGAGAUCCUGUUUGUGAUACAAACCACAUGGAGCACAGCAAUCUCUGCACUUUGUACCAGAGAGGGAAAAGCCUCUUAUACAAAGGCCCGUGCCAGCCUUUUUGCAGGGCCCCGGAGCUCAUCUGUGGGCACAACGGGGAGACCUACAGCAGCGUGUGUGCUGCCUACUCGGACCGGGUGGCCGUCGAUUACUAUGGGCCCUGCCAGGCUGUUGGGGUCCUCUCCGAGUACGGUUCUGUGGCUGAGUGUGCUGCUGUGAAGUGUCCUUCACUCUCAGCGACUGAGUGCAAACCCAUCAUCCCACCUGGUGCUUGUUGCCCAUUAUGUGCUGGAAUGUUAAGAGUUUUGUUUGACAAAGAAAAACUGGAUACUAUUGCUAAGGUUACAAACAAAAAGCCAAUCACAGUUCUGGAAAUACUUCAGAAGAUCCGCAUGCACGUGUCUGUCCCACAGUGUGACGUGUUUGGGUACUUCAGCAUUGAGUCAGAAAUUGUGAUCCUUAUCAUUCCUGUGGACCAUCAUCCAAAGGCUUUACAGAUUGAGGCCUGCAAUAAGGAAGCAGAGAAGAUCGAAUCUCUUAUCAACUCUGACAGCCCCACUCUGGCGGCCCACGUCCCUCUGUCUGCCCUGGUCAUCUCCCAGGUGCAGAUCUCCAGCAGCAUGCCCUCAGCCGCCCCAAGGGCCUGGCCUCCCCAUCACUCCCGCCUCUUCCUCCUCAGCCUGGGCCUCACCUUCCACAGGGUCUGGAGACAAAACUGAUGCCCAUGAAAACUGCAAAAUAGUCCUUGAUCUAAUUUUCUUACUUUGGAAAAAACAUAUAGGACUGCUGGUUUGUAGUUGAAUAGUGGCCAAGGCAAAGCACUUGUUACCUCUAACCUCUGUUCACCAUACAGUAUUUUUCUUAAUUACCAGUAUUAGUAAGGAUUUUGCCUUGUUUCUACAAGUGUUACAAUAUAUUCUUCCAAAUACUAAGGAAAAGAGGAUGUUUCCUUCUGGUGGAUCACUGACUGCCUUACAAUUUACAUUUUGCUCGUUAGAUGGGUCCCCCACCCAAAACAAAUUAUAUAUCAUUGAUAAAUGAGAUGAUCACUUUUUAGAAAGACAGCUCACUUUAACUAUGGACUUCGUAUCACAGAAACUUCAUUUCAGAGUUCUUCCGGUAUUAAGGUGCCCCUAGUGUGUGUGUGUUUGUUUACAGAUAAUUCCCUACUCUGUCUAGAAGUGAGGAGUCACAGUGAAGAGCCACUGUAUUAGAGUAUGAGAAAAAGAUAAGGCAUCUUUGGAAUUAUCAUAUAAGUCAUCAGGCAAAUUUAAUUUAUAGAAAUCUAAUUCAGAAUCCAUUUAAUGUGUUAAGUAAGCAAAAGUAGGCUAAGUAAAUGGCACUCACAUGAUAUAUUGUACCUAAGUGAUAGUCUCAGUGGUUCUUAAAGUGUGUCUGUGACUUCUGUGAAAGGGAGAAGUUAUAUUGCAUCAAAGCAUCUUGUAUUAUGCAUUUUUAUAUUAACAGAUGUAUAUCUUUUGGUAUCAUCCAAGUUAAAUGUUGAGUUUUUAAACAUUAACCUUUAAACCAAUUGCUGCUACUUAUGUAAUUGCCAAAAAGUGAAAUAAUUAGUAGUUCAUGUAAAUAAUACAUGAUUUUUCUAUUUUAUUAUGAAGAAGGUGAAUAGCCAUAUUUGUAAAAUGACAAUCAUGUGUGUUAACCCAGUACUUUCCGUUCAUGAAGAUACAUUUGUUUUUUGUGAUAUGCACAAUGUAGGUAAGUGUUCUGUUUUUCUUUUUUGAUACAGAUUUAUAAAGAAGUGUGGUUUAUAUAUUUAAAAGUGUCAAUCUAAGUAUUAAAAUGUUUGCAUGUUGUCUAAGAAAUUGAAUACUUUGAAUGUGUUUCACAGUUUUAAAUAAGCUAUUCAGUGUAAUACUUCUUGUUUAUAUGCACCUAAACUUAGAAUUUACAUGAAGUGUUUUUCUCAGUGUUAUAUAUAUGUACCCUCUGAAAGAUAUAGGGUUAUGCUUAUUAUACCAAAAUGUUGUUUAAAAGUGGGCACUUAAAGCUUUCAGAAUUUCUCAGUGCUGAUGUAGCAUGUUUGUUGCAAUUGCUAUAAAUCUCUUCAAUGCAAUAUACUGGAAAGCUUUUCUAUUUUAAUAAAAUAAUUUUAUAUGAU
Molecule: messenger RNA, 4747 nt
Organism: Capra hircus (goat)
Lineage: Eukaryota; Metazoa; Chordata; Mammalia; Artiodactyla; Bovidae
Gene: RECK
Product: reversion inducing cysteine rich protein with kazal motifs
Exons: 21
Coding region: 432-3347 (971 amino acids)
Biological process (GO): sprouting angiogenesis; blood vessel maturation; extracellular matrix organization
Cellular component (GO): plasma membrane
Molecular function (GO): metalloendopeptidase inhibitor activity; protein binding
Source: RefSeq, a predicted model, not a curated record